Daucus carota subsp. sativus is the source of this 1768-nucleotide messenger RNA. Its product is annotated as protein IQ-DOMAIN 21. The transcript has 4 exons. Bases 186 to 1562 code for a protein of 458 amino acids. The record is from RefSeq and is a predicted model, not a curated record. NCBI's taxonomy places the organism in Eukaryota, Viridiplantae, Streptophyta, Magnoliopsida, Apiales, Apiaceae. Gene Ontology annotation, molecular function: protein binding.
GGGUAAUGCAGUACAAGCACUAGAAGAAGCUUAAAUUUAGGCCUUUGGCUCCUCAGCUGUGACUGUGAUAAAUACUCAACAACAAUUGCUGGAAAGCUCUUGCUUCCUUUCUUUUCUCUCUUCUUCUCUACUGCACUAUUACCAGUCUACUGCUAGACCUUUUUCUUUCUCUUGAAAAAAUAUUAAUGGGGAAGAAAGGUUCCGGAUGGUUCUCUUCUGUCAGGAGAGUCUUCAAGCCUUCUUCUAAAGACCUGCCCCCGGACUCGAGGAAAGAGAAUGGAAACAAGUCGCAACAAGAUGUGCCUGAGGUUGUGUCAUUCGAACAUUUUCCAGCAGAGAGUUCACCAGAUACCACCAAUGAUGAUAGUAAUGAAGACUCGUUCUCUCCGGUAACUGAGGACCAGCAUGCUAAUGCUGUUGCAGUGGCAACUGCAGCAGCAGCUGAGGCUGCUGUUGCAGCUGCACAAGCAGCAGCUAAAGUUGUUCGCUUAGCUGGCUAUGGACGUAAUUCUAAGGAAGAAAGAGCUACAAUCUUCAUACAAUCAUGUUACCGAGGAUAUCUGGCUAGACGUGCUUUGCGUGCUUUGAAAGGAUUAGUGAGGCUGCAAGCAUUAGUGAGGGGCCAUAAUGUUCGCAAGCAAGCACAUAUGACUAUGCGAUGCAUGCAGGCACUUUUACAAGUGCAGUCAAGAGUUCGUGCCCGCAGACUCCAAUUAGCCCAUGAAAAAUUUGAGGAAAGAAUCAAGGAAGAAUAUAAACUAGCACCCAAGAAAGACAACCAUACACAGAAGACCCCAGAAAGAAGUUUCGGAUCAAAAGCGUGUGACUAUGAAGAUCAGACCAGGGAGAAAAUCAAGGGAAGUAGUAUGAGGAAACAUGACGCUGACUUGAAAAGGGAGAGAGCUCUUGCAUAUGCUUUUGCUUAUCAGCAACAAAAGAUUGCACACUCACACUGGGACCUACACGGGGAUGAAUUUGCACAACUGAGCAAUGAGCAUGACAAACAACAAUGGGGAUGGAAUUGGCUAGAGCGUUGGAUGGCGUCGCAGCCUGGUCACCUCGGCAACCUAGGACCUCAUGACAGCUCCUACACAACACUUACUACUACAGACAACAUGUCUGAGAAGACAGUUGAAAUUGAAAUGGCAAUGCCCAUGGCCUCAGAACAUGUCCCCAUGGGCCGGCUAAGAGGGAAUACUCUUGAAUUAGCACAAUUUUCGACUAGGCCAAAUAGACAGUCUGGGCUAGAUGUUGUCCCUAGCUACAUGGCACCCACAGAGUCUGCUAAAGCCAAAGUCAGAAGCCAGGGCCCAAUGACAACUAAGCCGAGAAACUCAUCUGCCAACCAGUGGAAUACAUCUACUGGGAGAGGACCUAUUUUCGGGUUAGGUAAUGCAGACUCGUCAAGCUCAGGUGGAGGAACUGCAGGGUAUCAGGUCCUGAAGAGCCCGAAAAGCAGUCUGCUUCAACAUGGACAGGCUAAAUGGAUGACAGGAUACAGCCCUGAUUCUAGUGGAGGUGAUGAAAGAUUUUCUCAUGGCUGGAGACACAGGUUUACCUGAUUACAUUUCACAAUAAGACAUGGCAUUUAUGGGUGUGUGAUUUUACUCAUGUCUUAAAUUAUUAUCAAGUGUUCAUGUUGAUAAUACUAUGUAGAACUCUUCUUUUCAUUGUAUAUUUCUGAACAAUUUCAAAAAAAAAAAAAAACUCCAUAAAGAGUUCAAUAACAUUAUGUGGUGCCUAUGCAAGACAUUCAAAAUUUGUUGCA